Molecule: messenger RNA, 1324 nt
Organism: Durio zibethinus
Lineage: Eukaryota; Viridiplantae; Streptophyta; Magnoliopsida; Malvales; Malvaceae
Source: RefSeq, a predicted model, not a curated record
UUAUUUUUAUUUAUUUAUUUAUUUUGCUUUCACUUAUUCUGAUCUCAUUACCCUUUGUAAUAAGUUGUGUCUGUUUCUUUUCCUUCACUGCACGUUCUGAUACAACUCCUAGUCUUACACUCUUCUCUUUGAUCUUCUCCAUCCCUCUAUCAGUUUUCUCUCGGUUAUAGCUCUGCUUCCUCUUCUUUCUGAUCAAAUAUAACUUUCUUUCCUGGGUUAUCUUCUCUUUUUGCUUUUACUGAGAGAGAAAGAGAGAAAAGCGAAAGAAAAGGAAAAUAGCCAUGGAAAUUGACCAGUUAAAGUCUGCAACAGAAGAUCAGAUGGAGAUGAUGAUGAUGAUGCAGAUGGACAAGCUCCCUGGAUUCUACGGGGUUUACAACGACGUCGUAGAAUUGUCCCCAGCUGAGCUUGCUGGUGCAAGCAAUAGUUUCAAUGAUAGCAUCAGUGCCAUGCCACAUUUUAUUGAAAACCCACAGGAAACAGGAGCCCCGGGUAUAUUGUCUAGCCCUGGCAGUAAAAGAUGGACAGGUGGUGCAGGGGAAUUAUCAGGUGCAAAUUCUCUUUCUACACCUUCCCAAAAGAAGAAUUCAAUGGCUGCAAUGAGGGAGAUGAUCUUCCGAAUUGCAGCCAUGCAACCAAUUCAUAUAGAUCCUGAAUCAGUUAAGCCACCAAAGAGAAGGAACGUGAAGAUAUCAAAAGAUCCUCAAAGUGUGGCAGCAAGGCACCGGAGAGAGAGAAUAAGUGAGAGAAUAAGGAUACUUCAAAGACUUGUCCCUGGAGGAACCAAAAUGGACACUGCAUCUAUGUUAGAUGAGGCAAUUCACUAUGUCAAGUUUUUGAAGACUCAGGUGCAGUCAUUGGAGAGAGCUGCUGCUAACAGGCCAAGUGGGAUAGGGUUCCCUGUGGCAAUGUCAAAUGAGAGUUUUCUUCCAAUGGGAAAACUCUAUCAACCUACUCAAAAUCUUCAGGAAUUUGGGGAUGCUUAGCUAGCUUAAUAAAACAAGAGUCUUAGUAUAAAAUCAACUUUUCGAGUGAUAUUAGACAUAUUGGAAUGUAAAAAAAAAAAAGACUAAACUAAAAUGAGAUGAUUAUGAUCAUUGACCAUCAUCAUGGAUUGAUAAUUCUCUUCAUGUUUAGCCCAUGUAAUCCAUGUUGUAUUGCUAUCAAAUUCAUAUCCCCGAAUAGAUAGCCCAAUUGUUCAAAAAACUAAUUAAUUAAAUUAUCUUAAUUAAUAGAAUACAUAUUUUUUCCUUGCAUCUCUCUGUCUCUAUAUACAACUCUUAUAUAAAUUUGAUAUCCAAUGGCCACCUGUCUAAUGAACAUC